Tetranychus urticae (two-spotted spider mite) is the source of this 1144-nucleotide messenger RNA. Its product is annotated as cathepsin L. The record is from RefSeq and is a predicted model, not a curated record. Gene Ontology annotation, biological process: proteolysis. Gene Ontology annotation, molecular function: cysteine-type peptidase activity. NCBI's taxonomy places the organism in Eukaryota, Metazoa, Arthropoda, Arachnida, Trombidiformes, Tetranychidae.
ACGAAAUAUUAAAACAAUUGAUUCUAACAGUUGAUCUUUGAUAGUUUCAUCGAGGAAAAAGAUGUUUCAUUCAAUUGUACUUUUAGCCUGUUUGGCUUUGACUUUUGCUAGUGAAGUUGAUUAUAAAUCAGAGUUUAAUCAAUUCAAGAUCAAUCACAAUAAAAACUAUGCUCAUCCGAAAGAAGAAGCUUAUCGAUUCCAAGUAUUUAGUUCAAACUUGAAAAAAAUCACUGAACACAAUAAACGUCAUUCAAAUGGAUUGGAAACUUAUGACAUGGGAGUCAAUGCUUACACUGAUUUGACUUUUGCUGAAUUUUCCAAAGCAUUCCUUGGAUACAAUGCAACUCUUCAACAGCCAGCUCCAUUGAUCCACAACCGCAACUCAACUGACGAUUUACCAGAAACUGUUGAUUGGCGUGAAAAGGGAAUAAUAAAUGCAAUCAAAAAUCAAGGGCAAUGUGGUUCUUGUUGGGCUUUUUCAACAACAGCUUCAGUCGAAAGUGCUUGGGCUCAAGCCAAAGGUAAACUCGUCUCUUUGUCUGAACAAAACUUGAUGGACUGUUCAUAUGCUGAGGGAAACAAUGGUUGCAGCGGUGGUUUACCAGACAAGGCUUUUAAUUACAUCAUUAAGAAUGGUGGAGUCGAUACUGAAGACUCUUAUAACUAUACCGCAGCCUCAAGUAAAACUUGUAAGUUUUCAUCUAGCAAUGUUGGUGCUAAAAUAUCGAAGUUUGUAGACAUUGAAUCAGGCGAUGAAGCAGCGCUCAAAAAUGCUGUCGCUCAAAGAGUCGUUUCUGUAGCCAUUCAUGUUGGAGAAACAUUCCAAAAUUACAAAUCUGGAAUCUUUGAUCUCUCAUUUUGCCCUAGUUGGAGCUUCUACUUGAACCAUGCCGUUGCUGUAGUUGGCUAUGGAACAGAUCACUGGCUCUUACGAAACUCAUGGGGAAGUUCUUGGGGUGAAAAUGGUUAUGCUCGGUUCGCUAUCAACAAGAACCUCUGUGGUAUUGCAAGUGCUGCAAGUUAUCCACUUGUUUAAAUGUUGAUUCUGUAAAAUUUUUCAUUCCUCGAAAAGCAUGUAAUGUGUAAUUCAACAAUUCAAAGUAUCGAAUUAAAUUAACAAAUCUAAGCUAAAUUUAAAAACAAA